Molecule: messenger RNA, 2111 nt
Organism: Neodiprion virginianus
Lineage: Eukaryota; Metazoa; Arthropoda; Insecta; Hymenoptera; Diprionidae
Product: immunoglobulin superfamily member 10-like
Exons: 3
Coding region: 421-1602 (393 amino acids)
Cellular component (GO): plasma membrane
Molecular function (GO): protein binding
Source: RefSeq, a predicted model, not a curated record
CCUUAGCAUGCUUAGUUAUAUUAUAAUACUGAUUUUACGGAUUUUAGAUUUUACCGCUUUUACCAAUACAUCGCCGGCGCUCUUUAACACUUGAUUAAAACUCAAAUUAUAUAUACAAAUAAUCAAACCAACCCUCCAAUUCAGAACUUACUCGAUCCCAGUUGUGUUUUUAAAUAUGAGUAAUGUAUUACAUAUAAUAUAACGUAGCUGGAAUUAGUUUUAUUCAUAUGAGAAAAAAAGAGGAUAUAAAAAUAUUGGUACACAUACUCAAGGAUCUCAUUGACCUCAUUGAAUUUUUGUCACGAUAAUAUCGUGAGAAUAUUAGAAGAAAGAAGUAAACAACAAAUAUUAUUAUCAGCAAUUAAUAUAUAGUACCGGAUCAGUGUAUUAUGCUACCAAUUAUAAAAUUUUCUGAUAUUUAUGCGUUACUCGCUAUGCCUGGCAUUAGUGAGCUUUCCGCUCGCUAUGCAAGAGGAGACGACGGUAUCGAAUGGAUCGACGAACUGCCCUGCGGAAUGCAUCUGCCUAUCACCGACCCAGGUGCUUUGCAACACAGGCGGCUUGGUGGAAAUCCCUACCCUUCAAUUACCGCCAACAGUCGAGGAUCUUUCUCUUACCAAGAAUGAUUUUCCAAUAAUAAAAAGUGACGCUUUUUCUGGGCUUCGAGGUUUGCGUAAGCUGAGCUUGGAUGGAAAUAAUAUCUCUUCGAUAAAGCCCUUUGCUUUUCGUGGUCUGAAUAAGAUGCGAGAACUGUCCAUUCAGCACACCCCAUUAGGAUUUAUAGGUCAAUUUUCUUUUGCCGCCCUGCAAAAUGUCACACUUUUAUUUUUAGCUCACAACAAGAUAAAGUAUAUCGAAGGAUAUUCCUUUGCUGGGACUUCCAACAUUAAAUUAAUUCUAUUGAGUAAUAAUCCGCUGCACUCUAUUCAGAGCAACGCGUUUUCUGGCCUGACUAACGUCGAUCAUUUAAUUUUUCCGUCUGGUAUUCGAGUCAUUGAACCCGAUGCGUUCAGCGGAUUGCAACACGUUGGUUUACUCAAAUUAACUUUUAUGGAUUUAUCCAGUUUAAUGCCGUUCACGUUCAGAGGGCUGAGCUUUGUUCAUGUAAUUAACAUUCAGGAGAGUGAUCUUGGCGUCGUAAGGAAAGAUGCAUUCUCUGGGCUGAGUCAUGUAAAUAAUCUCAAUAUUUUGAAAAACAAAAUCGAUGUUAUCGAACAGCUUUAUUUAACAUCUGAUCUCGCUAUCAAUGUAUUGAGAUUCCAUGGUAACCACAUUUUAGAAGCACCUCGAACAGGUGACACUUUGUUGGACAUUAAUACUAUAAGCGCGAUCGACAAUCACUUUCCAUGCGAUUGCCAGAUACACGAUAUUCUGGAAAGUGAUUUUGCCACCAAUUCUACCACUGAAUUCCAGAAACACAAUUAUUGCAUUUCCCCAAUUGAGUACAAUGGUAAGUUAAUGAGCUUCGUUGAUUCAGAAAUCAUUGCAAAAUGCCACGACAAAGUAGUUAAAGGUAAUUUAGAUUCUGGGGCGGAAUUUACAUUAUCAAUAUCGAUACCAUUCCAAAUUACGACGAUACUAGCAUUUACUACAUUUUUAUAGAAAGUGACUUUCUAUGCUUCAGCAAUCCGCUUUUUAAGCUAACGUUAUCAAAGUUCACAUUUUCUAAGAAAAAAAAAAGAAGACUUUAAGUAUAGAAAUAUUGAAAUUUCUUGCAGAUAUGUAUAAGCUAGGAAUUUAUCCAAUGUCCAGAAAGUAAAUGAAAUUAAUUGUGAUAGUAUUGUACCCUUUUAGACAGAGCUGAAAAUCAGUCAAAAUAUUGGCAGUCCACUUGCCAACUAGAUAUAAAUUUUGGCACUGUCCAUUCCUAAGUAAACUUACUAAAGAUAUAAAAUAAGUUAUCUUACAAAUUUGUAACGAUUAUUUAAGACUGGCGAGAACUUAACUAACGAUAAGUGUGAGCUUCAAUAAUUGGUAAUGAUUAAAUAUUUUUAAUACCCAUUUUAAUUCAUUCAUAUUUCUCAAAAGCAUUGCAAUCACAGCGAUCGCUUACAAUUACUCCAUACAGCGAAAUUCGAGAUAUUCCAAAAAAUGUAGUCAAUCGACCAGCA